AUGACUUUGGCUGGGUCUCCACGCACCUGCACCAAUCAACGACUGAAUCGCACACAGCUCCAAACACCGAAGCGGUUUGCGAUUUGGUCUGCGAUCUACGGAUACCAGACUCGUCCAACUCCAGACGACAACACCUCGAGUUCGCGAUCCCGACAGACAAGAAACAUGUCAGUCACGCUGCACACGAACUUGGGCGAUCUAAAGAUCGAGGUCUUUUGCGAAAGCGUCCCCAAGACAGCAGAGAACUUCCUCGCCCUCUGUGCCUCCCACUACUACGAUGACUCGCCGAUCCACCGUAUGAUCCCCAAGUUCAUGGCCCAGACCGGCGCGCCCGCGAACCCCUCGCCGCCCGAGAAACCGAAAGGCGGCGCCUCCAUCUGGGGCGGCACCUUCGAGGACGAGAUCCGGCCCGCCCUGAAGCACUCGGCCCGCGGCGUCGUCUCCAUGGCCAACAAGGGCCCCGCGACCAACGGCUCGCAGUUCUUCGUGCUGUUCGACAAGGCGCCGCACCUGGACGGCUUGAACACUGUGUUUGGCCGCGUCAUUGGCGACGAGGGCAUGCUGACGCUGGACCGGAUUGAGGCAGUUGAGGUUGACCGGAAGAACCGGCCCAAGGAACCUGUCAAGAUUGAGAGAGUCACCGUCCAUGCGAACCCGCUAGCUGGUUGA
Molecule: messenger RNA, 669 nt
Organism: Colletotrichum higginsianum IMI 349063
Lineage: Eukaryota; Fungi; Ascomycota; Sordariomycetes; Glomerellales; Glomerellaceae
Product: Peptidyl-prolyl cis-trans isomerase-like 3
Exons: 2
Coding region: 1-669 (222 amino acids)
Biological process (GO): protein peptidyl-prolyl isomerization
Cellular component (GO): catalytic step 2 spliceosome
Molecular function (GO): peptidyl-prolyl cis-trans isomerase activity
Source: RefSeq, a predicted model, not a curated record